Molecule: messenger RNA, 3903 nt
Organism: Trypanosoma theileri
Lineage: Eukaryota; Euglenozoa; Kinetoplastea; Trypanosomatida; Trypanosomatidae
Exons: 1
Coding region: 1-3903 (1300 amino acids)
Source: RefSeq, a predicted model, not a curated record
AUGUCACAUUUAUUGCCAGUGACAAGGUUAACAUCAUCCUCCUCAACAUCUUCCUCAUUGCGGGUAUCAUCUUUAGCCUCAUGUAGACAGUCUGAGGAGAGAGAUGGUUUGAGUAUAGCGGUAGUGGAUGUAUUGUUGUUGGGAAGCCAAUCGCUUUGGUUUGUUGUGAGUGCAGUGGGGCAAACAACUGGAAUAGAUCUCUCCAAACCUUUGCGGUAUAUUUCAUUUCCGGAGAAGGAGUUCAUGUCUGUUAAUAAUAAUAAUAAUAAUAAUAAUAAUAAUAAUAAUGAGUUUGCACUUCUUAUGGAAUUACAACGUGUAGGAAAUGGAAAAAUAUUAGAAAAUCAUACAGAAAUCAAAAGAGGGAAUUGUCUUCGCUGCUCUGGAAGACGUGGUGGGAUCUGCGCAGCCUCAUUACUGCACAUGUAUGGAGAUCAUGUGGUGUUAUUCUUUAUCUUGGAAUGUAAUUGUGUAGUGUUUGCCUCAUUUCUCCUGGUGGACACUUCUCAUAGUAAGAACAGUCCUCAUAAUAAUAAUAAUAAUAAUAAUAAUAAUAAUAAUAAUAAUAAUAAUAAUAAUAAUAGUACAGACAUAAAGAUUGAAUUACAAGCCGUGCGAUGGUGUUGUGGAUCUAAAGAAGAAAUCAAGACGCCUCCCACUUCUCUUAAACAAUUAACAGUACCUGUAACGGCUCUUGUGGAAUGUAUACAGGAUCGUAUAGAAACCACAUCCAAUUCUAUUACUAAUUCUACUAAUAAUAUUACUACUAAUAUUACUGCAGGUGUUUCCUCUACAUCUCCACGAGGUAGACCGAUGACAACAAGAGUUUCCACACGACGUGGAUAUGAUGAUUCUGUUUUGUUUGUUUUACGUUUAGCCUUUACACGUGUGGUGGGAUGGUUGGAAUAUAUAGAAAUAUCAUGGCGAGAAGGAGGAAAUAUUCACAACAACAACAACAACAACAAUACAUCCCCUUGGCGAUUAUUACGUGGAUUUCAACAAUUCACAUGUGGGGCAUUACGAUUAGAGUUAAAUGGAGAUUCAAGUGGAUUAUUAGGUGAAGUUCGAGCUCUUCAUUGGAUGCCGCAUUCACGUGAUUAUCAACAACAAUUUCCAUUAUUGGCUAUUCUACAUCAAUAUACUAUUGUUUGUGGAGAUCCAUUUCUAGAUCGUCUUUCAGUUUGUAUGUUGUCUGGGCGAAGAGAGCGAAUAAUAUUAUUUAGUGAGGAAGAAGAAGUAUGGGCCACUAUACAAGAACGAUUUCGUGGAUCUUGUUUAGAUGGUCCUUGGUGUUUAGAUGCCUUAACACUUGCACAUCCCUCCUUUCUAUUACAGACAACAUUACCGUAUGGAAAUAAUUCUGUGAAUGGUUUUGAUGUUUUGGGUGUUUUUUUACGCCCAACGAAUGUUAUUUAUCCUAUGAGUGCCUUUUUACGUGAAAAGGGAAUAACCAACAAUAAUAAUAAUAUUAAUAAUAAUAAUAAUAAUAAUAAUAAUACCUUUGACUUUUCCAUAGAAGAUGCGAUACCUAAAUUCAUCACAGAAAAAGUAAAAGAAGAGUUUUGUUUUGCUCUCUUUACAGAGAAUGGUGAAGUGAGUAGAUGUUGUAUUGGAGACUUUGUAGAAAAGGCGGUGUGUUGUUUAGUACCAGAACCCUCCACAAGACGUUUAAGUCGAUCUCUUUUAACAGAAAAAGAUAUACGAAUGGCGAUUGUAUUCAUAAUGUGUAGUAAAGGAGAUAUUCUCUUUUUGGAAGUAUGGGGUUCUGCUGCAAAUACGGCACUUCUACAAGGGGAGAAGAGAAGAAAAGAUUCUGUAAAGAUGUCUGAUCUCUUUUUUACGGUAAAAGUUCGAAAUGUUACUUUCUGUGAUGUAGAGAUCCCACGAUCGUUAUGUCAACUUUAUCAAUUUAUACAAUUACUAUGGGAUGAAACAGAAGGUGUGGUGUUUAUACUUUCCACUCAUGAAGAAAAAGAAAAAGAAGAAGGAAAUGGAGGAUUAUCAUUAUUAAAGAAUACUUUACGAAUAGCAGCUUUACGUUUACAAGGAGGUGGUACAACAACAUCUACAGUUCAAUUUAGAUGGAUAGAUCAAGGGAAAGAUGUGAAUGGAGAAGAGAGAAAUUUUAUUCAUACAUUUCCUGCACGUAUGAAGGAUGUAUCUUCAUUAAUGAUGCCUGUUAGUAUGUUAGAUGUAGAGUAUAAUGUGGGAACUAUUCUACACACCCCAUUACAAGUCUUGUGUAGUUGUACGGCUGUAAUUUCUAAUAAUAAUAAUAAUAAUAAUAAUAAUAAUAAUAAUAAUAAUAAUAAUAAUAAUAUAGAUACAGGAUGUGAAGUGAAAUUUAUGAUUUCGAGAUUGGGAGAUAUUUGUAUGAUUGAAGAUUACUUUCCAUACACAAUGAAUACUACUACUACUACUACUAAUAAUAAUAAUAAUAAUAAUAAUAAUAAUAAUAAUAAUAAUAAUAAUAAUAAUAAUAAUAAGAGGGAGAGGAAUUUCUCAUGUAGGCGUCUCUCUCGAGUGCAGUGGCCAACACAGACAAAGAAUGCCUCUGUGGUAUCGGCUCUCUCACUUUUAUUUUCUUCCAAUACUUCUAAUAUUUGUAUGCAAGUAAUCUCUACUGCCAAUCAUUCAAUUCUCUCAUCUUCACAAGAGAUUCCAUUUACCAUGGAUGAUAGAUCUUAUCAUCAUCAUUUAGUCUUUAUGGUGGUGUGUCGUAGUACUGUGAUAAUACUGGCGAUAUCAGGGGAAGUACUCCUUGUGCAGGAUCUCUGUUCUCCGUCUAUACAGUUAAACAGUAAUAAUAAUAAUAAUAAUAAUAAUAAUAAUAAUAUGAUAAGGACAAGGGAUGAAAAAAUUCCUUCACUUCUUCCUUGUAUGCUUCAGUCAUUUGCCUCAUAUAAUAAAAAUUGUUUCCUUGUCUUGUCCACACGUAUAGGAUCACUUUAUUCCCGAGAGGAUAAAUAUGAAGAUUGUUUUUUCUUUCUUUUACGUUUCUCAUGGUGUUUAUAUUCAGAUGAAAAGACUGUGAUAUCGGGAUCUCUCUCUGUAGUGGAUAUUCUCUCUAUACACACAUACGGUCAACCACUGUUUGAUUUUCUACCAUCUGUGGAUGUUAAUAUCUCUCCUGCGAUAAUUUCUAAUAGAAGAGUAUUGUGUGUGCGGGAAUUAUUAUAUUGUGCUGGAUGUAAUCUCUGCAGUGUGCCGUGUGUUCUCACGAGUGAUGGGAAUAAAGAGAAUCCCAUCUUGGAAGGCUUCUUUGUUAAGCAAACACUUAAUAAUAAUAAUAAUAAUAAUAAUAAUAAUAAUAAUAAUAAUAAUAAUAAUAAUAAUAAUAAUAAUGAGGGACGAAUAGUGUUAGACCUGCGAAGAUUUAUAGAGAAAGAGAAUGAGAAUGAGAAGAGUAUAUUAUGUGUAUUCGCAGAGCCCACACUGUUGCGAUGUGUAUCUAACACAAUGUACAACUCCACAGGUGUAGAUGUGGUGGUGUUAAUAUCAUUUGCGAGUGGCCUCACAUUAGUCACUGCAGUUCCUCAGAGUACGGCAUCUCCACGAUUCUGGCAUUCUCAGAUAUUAACAACCACCACUACGGAUGAGAUGAUGAGAAAUAAAGAAGAAAUAACAACAACAACAAUAAUAAUAGUGGGAGAUGAAAGAAUGCCGUUUGUACGAUUUUUAACUCCAACACAAUUUGAGAAGAGAAAUAUGUUGGGAUUUCUACAGAGUGCGAAUGGCGGUUGGAGGUCACUUGUGUAUAGUGAUGCCAUCAAUACUGUGAAUCUCUCACCGGAUGUAAACAGUCUGCAGAAUAAUAACACACCGCCGUUAAGAGAAGAAAAUGUGAUGAUUCUGUAUAGUGACAAUGUCUUGUUUACACUAGGACCAUAUCUCUCUAAUUAA